Molecule: messenger RNA, 5554 nt
Organism: Ixodes scapularis (black-legged tick)
Lineage: Eukaryota; Metazoa; Arthropoda; Arachnida; Ixodida; Ixodidae
Product: calpain-A
Exons: 21
Coding region: 2192-4414 (740 amino acids)
Biological process (GO): proteolysis
Cellular component (GO): cytoplasm
Molecular function (GO): calcium ion binding; calcium-dependent cysteine-type endopeptidase activity
Source: RefSeq, a predicted model, not a curated record
AAACAUGUUCGGGGUGUAAAUAUGGGGAAAUAUCGGGUUUUAUUUAAAAGCGAGGGACUCUAGAUGUAUCUCACCACCAAAGAACAAUUGCGAGGCUUUAGAAAAUUGCGUUUUGUGUAUAUUCAUGAGAGCUGGAAAGUUAGCCAGCCCCAAGGGCGUCCGGUGUCUGAAGCAUUGCGUUUGAGGAAUUUAGCCUGUGCAAUACCACUGCUCCUUGGGUAUCUCAUGUGCGUCGAUCACUAGUGACUACACGAACAGACGCCCUGUACGAUGCUAAAACGAACAAAAACGCACAAAAAAAGUCCGUAUUUGAAAGGUUCUUUGACGUCCCAAUAACUCUUUGAGCUCGUGAAGAACUGUUCCUACUUAAGACCCUUAUUCCUACUCAAGCACUAUUGCCCCCUGGCGCUCUAGAAAAGCAACAGUGCGAUAAAGUACUUUUGUAAAAAAGGAGCUUAAAAGAACCCCAUAUAGGUUUUUGAUAAAGAACCCUAUUAGGGUUAUUUGUGACUUAAAUCCUAGAAGGACUGCCAUUAUAGAGACGUACACCCAUAUUUUGAGUGAUGUACAUAUAUUUUAAUAUUAAAAUAGGGUGCCUUUGCAUGAAACACCCUUCAUAGCAUGAAGGGCGUGGUAAAGGAUGCUACGGUGACAUGUGGGCGAACACAAUUUUUGAAGAGUGUUCGGUCUUUAAAAACAGUUUUAGCGGAGGUUGUUUAGCGACCAUGUCUUAUAAUCAUUGACCUACCGGUUCCUUUUACUUGGAGAUACAAAUGGCCUUGGAUACGUUACGCUUCACGUGGAAUAUCUACGAAAACAAAGGAGUGACGAAUAAGUGCGGCGGCUGUCACGACUCACUCCACGUGUCGGCUACGUUGUUUGUCAACAGUAACGAGCUGCCCACGUGGCCUUCUACUUUUCUGGUUUUUGUUAUUGCGAAAUUUAUGACGCGUCUGUUCAUUAGGCUUACCCCCGGGGACACCUCCAGUCGAUUCCGCGGCCGGGGCAUCUCUGAUGAUAGUCUCGUGCAAACUUCAGGCAGCCAGCAAUUCCGCAAAUGGUGAGGCGUCGACACGAGCGCGCGGCUUUGGCGGGCGGAGAGGCGAUAAAAAUAGUCGGCAAAGGCUGGCGGCUGAACAGGCCGUUCGACGCUGGAGCGCGCGCGGCCGUAGCCCUGCAGGACGACGGGGAGCGAUAGCGAGCGUUGCUCCGCUUCCUGCCAUGACGCGGGACCUCCCCGGUGUUUGUGUGCCGCCGCCGUCGCUGCUGCUACGCGUUCGCGCGUAAAAACCUCCUCCAGACUCUCGCUGAGAGGCAACGGCGGGGAAACCGGUGGUGGGGCUCCUCGUCUCCAAGUGACUCAGUCUUGUGAGCGUUUUGCUGCAGCGCGAGCAAUCGCGCCUGUGUUUGUUUCUACGGUGAACAGGCGGCUUUCCUUUUCUUCUUACGUGUGCACAGUUUGUGAACUCUUGUCAGUCUUCGAGAACCACGCGCCUGGUGCGGUGCUCUUGCGGCUACGGUGACUCCACGACAUCCUUGUUCCUCCAGUCGUCUCUGCUCUGCUGUUAUUUGAGAUCGGUUCACAUAAUGGUUAUCGGAGGCUGAUAGACCGUUUUCCUUGCCUCGACUGUAUACUUUCGGUCAUUUCUGUACAUCCUCGUGGAUCGGGUUCUUGUUUUGGUGCCUCGGUUCUCCACUGGUUCGAAGUUUUGUCCCCCUUUGGCUCGUCUCUGUCGCGUCCCUACAUCGUUCCCUUUUGUCGUAGAAGUCCUCUUGGCUUCAGAUUUCUAUGCACUUCGAGCGUCUCCGAACAUGCUACUCGUUAAUCCGUUCUCGCGAUGUCCCUCUAUCGGCCAGUGAUCAAGUGGGCGUGAAAGCUGCCCGUUUCCGCCGCCAAGGCCUCGGUCUGUAGUUUCUGGAGCCUGGACACUCCGUACGUGGUCUGGUGAAGGAAGUGUUGUGCGCUGCAGCGAACGAUCAGAAUUUUCCUCUUAUAGUGUAUUGCUUUGACGGCUACUUCGGGCUCUGCUGUGCUGUGCUACGGGUGUACUCUCCGUUUUCCGUCCUACGCGGUAUUGAUCCGACGGUCAGCGUGAUUACCCGGACGAGGGGAAUUGAGCUCAAGAACAAGACGGAAUAGAAUGUGUGGCAGUUGCGGUUGAAUAAGGGUUCGUACAUCGUCUGAUCUGCCAUGGGCGAGCUGUGGCGAAAAGGAUUUACGAAGCUCGGGGAGCGCGGGGCCGGCCUGAAAAACCGUAGCGGCCGCAUCCAGGACUUCGACCAGCUCAAGAAGGAGUGCCUGGCCAGCGGCAGCCUUUUCGAAGACCCGGAGUUCCCGUGCACAGCCGAGUCCGUCUGGGGCCCCAAGGACCACAAGUUCCCCAUCGAGUGGAUGCGGCCACCGGAAAUAUGUCGACAUCCAAAGCUGUUUGUAGAGGGCGCGUCAAGGUUCGACGUUGUUCAAGGCAGCGUCGGCAACUGCUGGAUGGUGGCCUCGGCGGCCAACCUGACGCUGAACGACGAGCUGUUCUACCGUGUGGUGCCGGAGGACCAGGGCUUCGACUCGGACUAUGCGGGCAUCUUCCACUUCCGCAUCUGGAAGGCCAACCGUUGGAUCGACGUGGUGGUGGACGACCGGCUGCCCACCAUGGACGGGGCGCUCAUCUUCAUGAAGUCACGCGCUGGAGACGAGUUCUGGAGCGCACUCCUCGAGAAAGCAUAUGCCAAAAUGCACGGGAGCUACGAGGCCCUCAGCGGGGGUUCUGCCUGCGAGGCCAUGGAGGACUUCACGGGAGGAGUGACGGAGCAGAUCGACCUCAAGAACCCCCCCAAGCACCUCUUUCUACUCAUGAUGAAGGCAUACCAACGGUCCUCGCUCAUGAGCUGCUCCAUCCCCGUGGGGUCCAUACCUGAAGAAAAAUUGGCAAGCGGUUUGGUCGCCGGUCAUGCCUACAGUAUCACAGCAGUUAGACUUGUCUUCAUUGAGCGCCUCAACGGCAGGAUGCCUCUAAUCCGACUCCGGAAUCCGUGGGGCGAUGACACGGAGUGGAGAGGGGCCUGGAGUGAUAAGUCCAGGGAGUGGAGUCUGGUCUCGGAGAGCGAGAGGGAAUCCAUCGGACUUACCUUUGAUGCAGACGGAGAGUUCUGGAUGUCAGAGAGGGAUUUCCUGAAGGAGUUCCACUUUCUCGAGAUCUGCAACCUGGGACCCGACGCCCUGGAUCAAGACAUGCUGACGGACAGCUCCAAGAAGAAGUGGGAGGUGUCCAUCUUCGAAGGGGCCUGGGUGCGGGGUGCCACCGCGGGGGGAUGCCGAAACUACCUGGACACUUUCUGGGUGAACCCGCAGUACUUCAUUACGCUGGAAGACCCCGACGAUGAUGACGAGGAACAGAACUGCACCCUCAUCGUGGCACUGAUGCAGAAGAACCGGAGAGCGGCGAGGACCCUGGGUGCUGGGUUGUUCCUCACCAUUGGCUUCGCGCUCUACAAGAUUGACGACCCAGACCACUGCCCGAACCCGCUGGACAUGGCCUUCUUCAAAUUCAACCCGUCGGCGGCCCGGUCACACACGUUCAUCAACUCGAGGGAGGUGACGACGCGCUUCAGCCUCCCACCGGGCACCUACUGCGUGGUGCCGUCCACCUUCGAGCCCAACCAGACUGGCGAGUUCCUGCUCCGGGUCUUCACCGAGAAGAAGAACGUCUCCGUCGAACAUGACGAAAAGGUUGCAAUCAUUCCUCCUGACGACAAUGUCCGUGCAAAAGAAGAGGACCCCAGUUCCGAACGUGCCCAGAUGUUGCGCGCUCUCUUCGCCAAGAUUGCCGGCGACGACAUGGAGGUGAACAGCCUCGAGCUCCAGAAGAUCCUCAACAUGGUCUUCAAGAAAGAGCGCACUGUUCCGAAAGCAAAGGCACCCCCACGAGGUGAGCCCAAGUGGCUCGAAGGGCUUAACUGUUUUGACUGCUUUAGCUGUCCAUCCGCAGUGGAAGACGAAGGGGAGAACGAGUUAAGGUCGGAGCAGUUCGCCCUGGAUGUCUGUCGUAGCAUGGUUGCUCUCAUGGACGACGACCACUCGGGCAAGCUGGGACUGGAAGAGUUCAGAGCGCUUUGGAUACUCAUCAGAACUUGGAAGAACGUCUUCACUGCCUUCGACAAGGACGGAUCUGGUUACCUGAGCACGUUCGAGCUGCGGGCGGCCUUGCACUCUGCCGGAUAUCUCGUAAACCAGCACAUCCUCAAGGCACUGGUCCUGAGGUAUGGCAACGACGACGGGAACAUCGCCUUUGAGGACUUCAUUGGUUGCGCUGUCAAGCUGAGGACCAUGAUUGAGGUGUUCAAGGAGAAAGACCCGAGGAACCUCGGAAGUGCAGUCUUCACAAUAGACGAGUGGCUGGAGAACACAAUGUACUGCUAGGGACCUCUACACGACUGCGGGAUCUACGGCCGGCCACCCAAAAGAGCAUUUAGUGCGGUCUGGACAAGGAAAACCGAUCGACUCAGUCCUGUACUUCUUCCGAGGUUGCUUCGCUUCCUUUAGCUCCCGAGAUAACGCCAAUCAGCAAUCGUGCCCUCCCCCCACCCUGCGUGUGGCGGAUGGGCAAAGCACGUUCUGUAUAACCAGAGUAUUUGGAGUUUGGACGGACUGUGCGUGCGUAUAUGACACACACGAGAAGAGACACGCACGGCGAGAGUGCUUACAGCAGGUGGAACAACGUACGGAAAAGUUCUCUCACUGCCAAGGUGUCCAGUAGGUGUUUCUAAUUUUAAAUUUCCCACAUGUUGCAGCAAGCUUGUUGUUGUUUUUGCAAAGUUUAUUAUUUAAGCGCCCGAUGCGUUUUGGGGUGUCGCAGAAUUGGCCUCUCUCGCUGGCUGCACCCAUGUGAAAGUUGGCUCAUUUCCACCUGUAUUCUGGAACUGGUUUUUGCUGAAUCCGAGUGAAUUGUUUCGUUUCCAGCUGGACUCAGCUGACACCAAUUUCGUAAUCCAGCUGGAAAUGAACUGAUUUUCACCUGAGAAGUGACUUCGCAAUUGCACUAUAAAGAGUUAUCGCAAUACGCGGACGGUUAUGGCACAUUUUUGCAGUCGUGACAAUUAUAAAAUUAUAUUUGAGAUAUAUUUAUGCAAACUUGCCUCUGAGCUAUUUUUGAAUACAAGGGGCGUUUGCACUUUUUGGCCCCUGCUACCGAAGUUAUAAAUAUUAUGCACGUUGCGCGGAUCUUCGUUGGUCAGCUUUUUUUUAAAUUUGACAAGAUGCUUUUUGGUUUGAAGAGGUGUUCAAAUGAGGGAAUGGUGCAUUUUGUUGCUCUGUCCAGUACAUGUGUGUGGUAAUGUUUUUUAUUGACAUUUCAUGUUCGGUGUGCCGAUUCAUUUCAUCAAUCCUUUUUUUUUCCUUUUUACACGGAGAGGCUUUCCUCUAGUCAUGGGCAAUGCGUUAUUACCGCACCAGUGUUACACACUGCAGGAUAUUUCUACACUGCUUCAUAUACACAGCUGUUGAUUCGAUGUGAUGGUUCCCGUUUAUGUUGCAAAAUAAACCCACCGCUUCUGAAACAGA